UUACAGUUUCUUACAGUAUCUUACAGUAUCUUACUGUAAGUGUAUGAAACCUCAAAAAUCGACCAUUUACCCAUCACUGCCCUCCAGACUUCUCUUUUAGACUGUCUGGCACCCUGGACGUAUCACUAACAAAAAAUCAUGUAGUAUGAAAUAUAAUAAACUUUAUAAGUUAAUAUUUAAUAUUUCUAAGUAAAUAUAUAACUUUAUAAUUUAAUAUUUAACUAUCACAAUAAUAAUUUAUAUCAAGUUUACGACGACCUAGUAGUAAAAUAUCAAAGUUAGCGACAACUGUCAAAUUCCAGAAACGUCAAACACAACAAACAUUAUUUGAAAAAUGUUUUAAUAAUGAAGUCCAAUUUCGAGAAGUUUAGUCAAUUUUAUCAAUGUUUGUGGAUAAUAAAAUUAAUAUUACCUUUUCUAAUAAUUACUUCUCUUCAACAACCAUCAUUAGGGUAUGAUAUUAAUCAAUCAGCUUUCGAAAAUUCUUUUAAAGAAGAGGUUUCACCUUCAACUACAUUUAUAACAAGUCUAAAUCAACAACACGUUGACGAUAACAUAAAAAAUGUGUCAAAUCAAAUCAACAAUAAUCAGUUUAAAAAAAAACGUCCUGAAGAUAAUGCUGUAGUACUAGUAAAUAAAUUAAAUACUAGUAAAGAUUCUACAAAGCCCUCAUUACUGCCAUUGGAAUCUGACAAAAAAAUACACCAAAUCUACGAAGAAUCACUGAAGAUCAAAACGAACAACACUAGCAUCAAAAAUAACACAUCAAGAAUUAUUUCACACAUUAAUCAAGUUGGGUCAAGCGAGACAAACACCACAAAAUUACCACCAGUGCCAGCUGAGCCAGUUUUACCAGAUAAAGGUUCAGCUGACGAUGAACACCACAGUUCAAUGUCAAUAUUUUUCGUUCUAUGUGUUCUUGCACUCGGUAUUCUCCUCAUUCAUCUCAUGCUGCAAACAAAUUUUCAAUAUGUACCAGAAUCAAUUGUUAUUGUGGUGCUAGGUGGUGCAAUCGGUAUAAUAAUAAACAUGAUGUCACAUCAAAAUAUUGCUAAUUGGAAAAAAGAAGAAGCAUUUUCACCAACAGCAUUUUUUCUUGUAUUAUUACCGCCUAUAAUAUUUGAAUCUGGUUAUAAUUUACACAAGGGUAAUUUUUUUCAAAAUAUUGGUAGUAUAUUGGUAUUUGCAAUAAUUGGAACAGCAAUAUCAGCAUUUGUUAUUGGUACUGGUAUUUAUUUACUUGGUCUUGCGGAUGUUGCAUAUAAAUUAAGUUUUGUUGAAAGUUUUGCAUUCGGUUCACUAAUAUCAGCCGUUGAUCCAGUUGCUACUGUUGCUAUAUUCCAUGCACUUGAUGUUGAUCCAGUUUUAAAUAUGUUGGUUUUUGGCGAAUCAAUACUUAAUGAUGCCAUUGCAAUUGUAUUGACGACAUCUGUUUUAGAGUCGAAUAAUGGAUCAACAACUGGUGAAGCAAUCAUGCUAGGAAUUAAUAGAUUUUGUCUAAUGUUUUUUGCAUCAGCGGGUAUUGGUGUUGUUUCAGCAUUGAUCAGUGCAAUGCUACUCAAACAUGUUGAUUUGAGAAAAAAUCCAUCAUUAGAAUUUGGAAUUAUGUUAGUGUUUACUUACGCUCCUUAUGUUCUGGCCGAAGGAAUGCAGCUAUCAGGAAUCAUGGCUAUAUUAUUUAAUGGAAUCGUCAUGUCACAUUAUACACAUUUUAAUCUUUCUACUGUUACUCAGAUAACAAUGCAACAAACAAUGAGAACACUUGCUUUUAUUGCAGAGACCUGUGUUUUUGCUUAUCUCGGCCUAGCAUUAUUUAGCUUUAGGCAUCGUGUUGAACCGGCUCUUGUUACAUGGUCAUUGAUACUAUGUUUGAUAGGAAGAGCUGCAAAUAUAUUUCCACUUGCUAUAUUAGUCAACCGCUUUCGCGAGCAUCAAAUAACGAAAAAAAUGAUGUUUAUCAUGUGGUUCAGUGGAUUAAGAGGAGCGAUAUCAUAUGCUUUAUCAUUACAUCUUAAUUUUAGUGACGAAACACGUCAUGUUAUUAUCACAACAACUCUCAUUAUUGUUUUAUUUACUACCUUGGUAUUUGGUGGAUCAACGAUGCCUUUGUUAAAGUUUUUAAGAGCAGAAAAAAAACAAAAAAAUAACAGUAGAAGAAAAAAUAAAAAUAAGGAAGUUUCAUUAAGCAAAACAAGGGAAUGGGGACAAACAAUUGACUCGGAACAUUUGUCAGAGUUUACUGAGGAAGAAAUCGAAGUGUCAUUUAUACAGUCUAGAAUACGAGGAUUUGCGAGAUGGGAUUUAAAAUUCUUUAUUCCAUUCUUUACAAGAAGAUUUACACAGCAAGAAUUAAAAGAUUGCAAAUCACAAAUGACAGACUUAACAAAUCAAUGGUACCAAGCAAUUCGAAUAAGUCCAGUUGAAAGUGAUGAAGAAACAACUACUCAACUUCAUGUAGUACCAGAAAGACAAAAGGAUAAUUACGGAACUAGUGGAAAUAAAGGAUGCGUUAGUCACGGAAGAUUCGAGGAAUGGUCUGAUUGAGGCUUUUAACUUUAUUUUUCAUUUUACUUGUCAACUUAAGCUGCCUGCACAAAUAGACUCAGUAUUUCGUUGAAAAUAUAGAAAAUUGCACUGUAUAUAGGAAACAAAAACAAAACAACAAAAAGUUGCGUAAAGUUUGAACAGUUACUUAAUGGCAGGCCAAA
Messenger RNA from Aphidius gifuensis, 2708 nucleotides. RefSeq names its product sodium/hydrogen exchanger 8 (gene Nhe1). Lineage: Eukaryota; Metazoa; Arthropoda; Insecta; Hymenoptera; Braconidae. Bases 346 to 2544 code for a protein of 732 amino acids. Gene Ontology annotation, cellular component: Golgi apparatus; membrane. Gene Ontology annotation, molecular function: sodium:proton antiporter activity. Gene Ontology annotation, biological process: sodium ion transport; regulation of pH; proton transmembrane transport. The record is from RefSeq and is a predicted model, not a curated record. The transcript has 4 exons.